Psylliodes chrysocephalus is the source of this 966-nucleotide messenger RNA. NCBI's taxonomy places the organism in Eukaryota, Metazoa, Arthropoda, Insecta, Coleoptera, Chrysomelidae. The record is from the annotation of a GenBank genome assembly.
AAUCACAAUUUCAUCGAUAUGCGCAAUCAGUUCUCUUUUUAGAUUUGUGUAUCUGUAAUCAUCAUAUUAUGGUUAUUUGGUUAAAAUGUGAAAGUAGUAAAUCCAUAGAAAAACUAAAAUAAAUCACACAAAACCAUCUGACUCAUUGAUUGACCAUAUGUUUGUGUUGGGAUAAUAAUAUACAUUACUUUAUUCAAAAUGGUUAAUAACACAAUACCAAAAGGUUGGAAAGGGUGUCCUGAAAAUGGAAAUUCACUGAUUUUAGGUAAAUUUAUGGCACUAAAAACUCCUUUAUCUAAUUGCUAUAGAAAUAAAAUGCACCAUAGUGAAGAAUAUCCGCCUGUUGAAAUUUUUACAAGAGCUGAACGCAAUAAGGUAAAAAUAGGUCUAUGGAUAGACUUGACAAACACAGAUAGAUACUACGAUAAAUCUGAAAUUAAACAACAAGGAUGUGAAUAUGUAAAAUUAAGCUGUUCAGGCCAUGGAACAUGUCCGUCCAUCAGCGAUACGAGAAGAUUUAUAUCUCUAGUGCAUAAUUUUAUCUUAGAAAGACCACAAGAAUGUAUAGCUGUCCAUUGUACACAUGGAUUUAACAGAACAGGUUUCUUAAUUGUUGCAUUUCUUGUUGAAAAGUGUAACUUUGAUGUGAGGCAUGCUGUUGAAGCCUUUGCUACUUCAAGGCCACCAGGUAUAUAUAGAGGUAAUUAUAUCACAGAAUUGUUUAGGAGAUAUGGAAAUAGUUCAGAGGCACCUCCACCCCCUCCACGACCGAAGUGGGCACAUAAAUAGUUUUUCAUAGCAGAAAAUCUGAUAAUCAAAUUUGAAAAUGUGUAAUUAUAUGUAUAAACGUUAACUGCCAUGAUUUUUGUUUAUAGGUAAUAUUGUAAAUUGUUUUGUUUAUUAUAAAGAUUUCAUUUAUAUGUCGUUAUAUUAAUUUAUAUUUCAAGAUUUUUCUAAUAGAGGGCU